Messenger RNA from Maylandia zebra (zebra mbuna), 2454 nucleotides. RefSeq names its product ras homolog family member T1 (gene rhot1b). NCBI's taxonomy places the organism in Eukaryota, Metazoa, Chordata, Actinopteri, Cichliformes, Cichlidae. Gene Ontology annotation, molecular function: GTP binding; calcium ion binding; GTPase activity. The record is from RefSeq and is a predicted model, not a curated record. Gene Ontology annotation, cellular component: mitochondrial outer membrane. Gene Ontology annotation, biological process: mitochondrion organization.
GGGCGUGGCCGACAGCUAGCAGCCGAUGGUGUUGUAACAGUCAAGUUUGUGUGGUUAUCUGGCUGUUCGUGUGAGCUCCCUGCUGGCUGUGUGACAGUAUGCACGGUAGAGUACAGUAAGAAAGAAGAACAGCGUUUUGUAGGGCUCUCUCUAACCGUGUGGAGUUUGCGUUGAAGCUGAGCAGACUGGGGCUGAAAUGCGAACGUAGCUGUUAGCAAGCGAGCCAGGCCGCGUAGAAGUGGCUGGCUGUAUCCUUCAUCCAGACAGACAGGAGCAUAAAUGUUGCACACAGACCUGUCUGCCGACGUGGUUGACGACGCCGGGGAAGAUGCGCAAAGACGUGAGGAUAUUAUUAGUGGGAGAGCCCAAGGUGGGGAAGACCUCUCUCAUCAUGUCACUGGUCAGCGAGGAGUUCCCAGAUGUGGUUCCCUAUCGAGCUGAAGAAAUUACCAUACCGGCUGAUGUUACACCGGAGAGAGUUCCCACACACAUUGUGGAUUACUCUGAGGCAGAGCAGACGGAUGAGCAGUUAUUUCAGGAGAUUUCCAAGGCAAAUGUGAUUUGCAUUGUCUACGCUGUCAACAACAAGAAGUCUAUAGAGAAGGUGACGAGCCACUGGAUCCCCCUCAUUACAGAGAACACAGACAAGGACAGCAGGGUUCCCCUGAUCCUGGUGGGGAACAAGUCUGAUUUGGUGGAGCACAGCAGCAUGGAGACCAUACUUCCCAUUAUGAAUCAGUACAGUGAGAUAGAGACUUGCGUUGAGUGUUCAGCAAAGAACCUGAAGAACAUCUCCGAGCUUUUCUACUAUGCUCAAAAGGCAGUUCUCCACCCCACUGGUCCCCUCUACUGUCCAGAGAAAAAAGAUAUGAAGCCACUUUGUGUAAAAGCUCUCACUCGAAUCUUCAAAGUGUCAGACCUAGAUAACGAUGGUAAUCUCAACGACAACGAGCUCAACUUUUUUCAGCGGACGUGCUUCAACACCCCGUUGGAGCCUCAGGCGUUAGAGGAUGUAAAAAAUGUGGUGAGGAAGAAUUUAAUUGAUGGCGUGUGUGACAACGGCCUCACUCUUAAAGGAUUUUUGUUUCUCCACACGCUGUUCAUUCAGCGAGGACGCCAUGAAACAACCUGGACAGUACUCAGGCGAUUUGGAUAUGAUGAUGACCUGGAGUUAAAUCAGGACUAUCUCUUCCCUCCGUUGAAAAUUCCCCCAGACUGCACUACUGAGCUCAACCAUAAUGCCUACCUCUUCCUCCAGAGCGUCUUUGACAAACACGAUAAGGACCGUGACUGUGCCUUGUCACCAGAGGAGCUGAGGGACUUGUUUGAUGUUUUUCCCUACAUGCCCUGGGGGCCAGAUGUCAAUAACACAGUUUGCACUAAUGACCAAGGCUGGAUCACCUACCAGGGGUAUCUCUCACAGUGGACGUUAACAACUUAUCUGGAUGUCCAAAGAUGUUUGGAGUAUUUGGGGUAUCUUGGUUACUCAAUAAUUGCUGAGCAGGAGUCCCAAGCUGCAGGAAUUACAGUGACCAGGGAUAAGAAGAUUGACCUGCAGAAGAAGCAGACCCAGCGCAGCGUCUUCCGCUGUAAUGUUUUUGGAGACAUUGGCAGUGGCAAGAGUGGCUUCCUACAAGCCUUUCUGGGUAGAAACCUCAUGCGCCAGAAGACCAUUAAAGAGGAGCACAGAUCCUACUAUGCCAUCAAUACAACCUAUGUUUACGGCCAGGAGAAAUACCUUCUCCUUCACGAAGUGUUUCCUGACUUCGACUACCUGUCUGACUCUGAUCUGGCCUGUGACAUCGUCUGCCUAGUCUAUGACGUCAGCAACCCUUACUCCUUUGAGUACUGCGCCAAGGUUUUCAAGCAAUACUUCAUGGACAGCAAGACGCCAUGUAUGAUGAUUGCAGCAAAGUCAGACCUGCCAGAGGUCAAGCAGAUGUAUGGCUGCAGUCCUCUGGAGUUCUGUCGGAGGCACAAGAUGCCCCCGCCUCAGUCUUUCACUUGUAACGCAGCCUCAGCACCCAACAGAGACAUCUACACCAAACUUACCACCAUGGCUAUGUAUCCCCACGCCCGGCUGCGCUGCAUGUGCACUUGUAACCGGUGCACAUUCUGCUUGUGUCAGAACUUCCUCAACUCUGAGCUGCUGCAGAUGGUCAGGGCCAAACUCUACGCUGUCGUACUCCGAAGACACGUUAGCCAAGCGGACCUGAAGAGCUCGACCUUCUGGCUGAGAGCGAGCGUUGGAGCCACAGUGUUUGCAGUGCUGGGAUUCGCCAUGUACAGAGUGCUGCUCAAAACGCGGUGAUCCUUCAGCAUUCAGUCCAGCCCUCACUACCCGGGGUACAUAAAAGCUAAUUUGACCAGUCGGAAGUUUUGAUUUUCCUGUUUUCAUUGAAUUAACUUUAUGGAAAAUCACUCAUAAUUCUGUUGUUUAAUAAGCCCCGUUUA